Messenger RNA from Olea europaea var. sylvestris, 803 nucleotides. Its product is annotated as LIM domain-containing protein WLIM1. Gene Ontology annotation, cellular component: actin cytoskeleton; plasma membrane. NCBI's taxonomy places the organism in Eukaryota, Viridiplantae, Streptophyta, Magnoliopsida, Lamiales, Oleaceae. Gene Ontology annotation, molecular function: actin filament binding. Gene Ontology annotation, biological process: actin filament bundle assembly. The record is from RefSeq and is a predicted model, not a curated record. The transcript has 5 exons. Bases 146 to 706 code for a protein of 186 amino acids.
CUCAAAUUUGUGUCUCCAAAGCCGCUUAUCUUGCCCAUUUCUUUGUUUCUCUCUCUUCCCCCAUCUAAUCCCAUUUUGUUCACAAAACAAGAGAUAGAGAGAGAAAGAGAGGUUGAGAAGAUCAAGAUAGAGUUUUUUUGUUGCCAUGGCAUUUGCAGGAACAACCCAGAAAUGCAUGGCUUGUGAUAAGACUGUGUAUUUGGUUGAUAAGUUAACCGCUGAUAAUAGAGUCUACCACAAAGCUUGUUUUAGAUGUCAUCACUGCAAGGGAACCCUCAAGCUUGGGAACUACAAUUCCUUUGAGGGAGUUUUGUAUUGCAGGCCACACUUUGAUCAACUCUUCAAAAGAACUGGCAGCCUUGACAAAAGCUUUGAAGGAACACCUAAAAUUGCAAAACCAGAGAAACCAGUUGACACUGAGAAACCUCUGGCGAACAAAGUUUCAAGUAUGUUUGGUGGAACAAGAGAAAAAUGUGUGGGAUGCAAAAAUACUGUCUAUCCAACUGAAAAGGUGUCAGUGAAUGGAACUGCAUACCACAAGAGCUGUUUCAAAUGCACCCAUGGAGGAUGCGUUAUCAGUCCCUCAAACUACAUUGCACAUGAGGGGCGUCUUUACUGCAAACACCAUCAUAUCCAACUCAUCAAGGAGAAAGGCAACUUAAGCCAGCUAGAGGGUGAUCACGAGAAGAAUUCCAUAGAAACAUAGUUCAAUGAGAAUAUAGUCUCUCCUGGUUUUGCUUUUCUGUCUUGUUUUCUUUUUUCCACCUCUGUUUUUGGUGUACUACUUCUGGAGUUAAACUGGA